Etheostoma cragini (Arkansas darter) is the source of this 1525-nucleotide messenger RNA. RefSeq names its product small integral membrane protein 12 (gene smim12). The transcript has 2 exons. The coding region runs from base 273 to 545 and encodes 90 amino acids. The record is from RefSeq and is a predicted model, not a curated record. Lineage: Eukaryota; Metazoa; Chordata; Actinopteri; Perciformes; Percidae.
AGAAACUGAUCAACGGAUCUCCGAGGCAGUUGUUGACUGUUUUUACACUACUAUUUUUUUUCAGUCUAUGGUUCGUGCAUGACACAGGGACAGUCUAUGAAAUGUAGUUCAAACGUUGACCUGUGCAGGUCAGUGAAACGCUUAGCAGCGUUUACAUUGCCGGAAUGAUAGAACACGAAGAAGAAGAAUCGCACGGAAAUUGCGUAGCUGAAUCCACUGCUGCACCAGCGUGCUGACGGCAAAGCACCCGGGAGCAGACGUGGAGUGCAGUCAUGUGGCCUCUAGUUUGGACAGCGGUACGAACCUAUGCACCUUAUGUCACCUUCCCUGUGGCCUUUGUGGUGGGGGCAGUGGGCUACCACCUGGAGUGGUUUAUAAGGGGGGCCCCUAAACCUCGAGAGGAGAAGAGCAUCCUGGAACUGAGGGAGGACAGGAAGCUGCAGGAACAAGAGGGCAUGGACAGCACCCAGGUGCUUAGCCUGAAAGAGAAACUGGAGUUCACACCUAGAGCAGCUCUGAACAGGAACAGACCGGAAAAGAGCUAACCUGUGUGGGUGUGUGAGAGACUUGCGUGUACCCUUUCUCAGCAGGAGGAUAAUCCAUUGGCGGCAAAACGGGGGUGACCCAAAAGGAAAAAAAGCACCCAUUCUUCCCAUUUACCUCAGCCAUACAUCCUCACUAAUGCAUCAGCUUGCCUGUGUAAAUAUCUGCUACAAGAAGCUAGAGGGUAAUUAACAAAAAACAUGCAUUUGGUCUUUCACCAAGUCAGAAAUAGCUUAUAUAUGUGCAGUAUGUGAUUCUUUGACCUAUCCAUUGAUGUCGUACAUUAACUGUUCGUACACUGAUCAAUAACUAAACCAAGACACUAUGAUUAAAACACCUUAAAUAUGAACAGUAUAUAAUGCGAAUUGGUCAUUUUCUGUUUUAUUUAUAUCUAUUUCUGGUCUUAUGACACAAAUGUUAUUGUGUCCCUGCUUUUACAUCCCGGACCAAUGGUGCAAGAGAUGGCCAAAAUGCAAAUCAUUUCCAUGUUCCAAGCCAGUCAAAAAGUGUUUCUCUUUUUAAUCAUUUCUGUAUGUUGACAAAGGACUUGUGAUGGUUAACAUAAAAGCAGAGGAAGGAGAGACAGGUGCUUGUUGUAGUCCUUUUUUUUCAUUUUUUUGAUCUUGUGUAAAGUUUGAUGGUAUGUGACAACAUAAGCCAACAGUGUGGGAGGUCUCUCAGGAAGUUUAAGCUGCUUAGUCCUAUUGUCUGGAACAGCUACAUAAAACUUUCAUUUUAGAAAGUCUGGAUGGUCUUUGACAAAUAUGACGAAUAAAGGAAAUGUGCUAAAACUGCGUUCUACGGUGUGUAGGCUAGACGUUUACUUUUUGACAUCACCUCUUCCUGCUACUGAUUUCUUUUAACAAAGCAAAAGUUUCAGUUUUUGUCACUUGUUAUUUCAACUUCAUUGUUUUACAUUCAGUUCCGAACAUAUAUCUGAUCCCGCUCGAUUAUGAAACAACACGGCUGCCGAGCCGAGGAC